This is a messenger RNA of Sclerotinia borealis F-4128, 3156 nucleotides long. The record is from the annotation of a GenBank genome assembly. NCBI's taxonomy places the organism in Eukaryota, Fungi, Ascomycota, Leotiomycetes, Helotiales, Sclerotiniaceae.
AUGCCGAGUUUCUUCUCGAGGUUGAAGGGUAAAGAUGGCCCAACGAAAGCAUCCAAGAAGAAGGGAGGACUUGACGAUCUGGCCGAUCAAGUACCAGCGAAAUCGACAUGGACAGAUGCAUGGACGCGAACCAGUGUAGAGCCAGAAGAGAUUCAGGAACUGGUGAGGGGAUGUACGGUGGAAUUGAAAUCCAGAGCUUUGGACAUGCCAUUCCUUCUCCUUCCUUUCCGACCUACGUCAGAUCCAAGUGCGGCAAGGACGUUCAUUAGGAAUUUCUUCGAUAAGAGACGAUUGGGUGGAGAGACGUUGGCACAAGAAUUAAGACUCACGGAACCUAUGGUACUAUGUAGUGUGCUUAAAUGGUGUUGGAGUCGAGUGGCCGGUGGUGUAGUUUCAUGGGAUGCAUAUGAACUAUUCAAGGUUGGAGAGCAUGAUUCAAAUUAUGCCCGCGACGCAUUUGUGACUUUCAUACCUCUGAGUGUAGAUACUGAUGCGAGAAGAGAUAUCAUCUUUGAUUUCUUCGAUCUCUUAUCAGCUAUUGCAGCACAUGGUAAAUUGAAUGGUUUGGCUGGACGAAAAUUAUCAAGAUAUGCAGGAUGGUGGGCUUUUGAUCAUGCUGAUACGGGCAAUGGAUUUGAAGGUGGAUAUAAAGGAUGGUCAACUGCUGCAGAUGCUGCAAGUCAUCUAUUCUUCGCCUAUCUUCGAUCACUCUCUCCCGAUUCUGUCACAGGUAUAAACGGCAUAUCUAAAUUGCCCAUGUCCCUACAGAAGCUUGUUCAGGAAACCGAAUACCCACCAGACCAACCAUCGUUAUUACAACAGUCUACUACAAAGGUUGUCAUGAUAGUAAAUUCCGUUUCACCUACACCAUUUUCAUUGUUGCGAAGAGCGAAUCACUUCCAAUAUCGAGACGAUGACCGCGCUCUCCAACAAUUCUCCGAAUACGAGGAUCCUGUUAAAGCUUUGACUAAUGAAUGCCGUCGUGUCCUGAGAUCAAUUUCGUCUAUCAAUCAAUCCCAAAUAUCUAAUGCUAAAGACUCCACGGGUUUACGAGAUGCUUCCUGGUCACGAUUCGAAGAUAUUGGGUUUUCUGCAUCUUUUGAUGAUGAUACGGUAAACGAUGAAACUAAUUACUUUGGGCCACGGAAACCAAAACCAAUUCAAGGGCUAAGAAAUACUCCAGCGAAUGGCGGGGCCAGACCUGGCGAUAGACCAACUACCCCAUCCUGGGCAGAUUUUCUCUCUUCGGGCUUUGUUGAUGAUGGACCAAGCAGUCCUCCACCUUUACUACUACCACCCGAUAAGAUCUUACCACCGAUUAACACCAGAGCAGGAAGCUCUCAAUCACAUCAACCCAGACUCGAAUCAAAUAAAGACUUGGAACCGGGUGAGCUUGCAAGUAUUACUCGAUUUGAUUUGGAUGACUCGUUCUGGUGGGUUUGGAUUAGUAGUUUGGCUGGUGAGGAGACGAUAGACAGAAAAGCUUCAUUCGGACGUUGUGCUUUGAUCGAGACAACAAUCCCUGGUGGCCGGUGGUUGGUAAUGGAGGAAAUGGUCAAGGGUGCAGCACCAGAGCCUGAGGCAGGAGCUUAUAUUGCGGAGAAAAAGAGCUUCUGGGGUCGAACGAAAAAGAAUAAAAGUAAUGGAAACCGACGAGGAUCUACUGGCAAAACCGAGAUGGAGAAACCCAACAACUUAAAACCAGGAUAUAGUCAAAGUACGAGCGCCAGCAAGACCACCAUAGGUCCUGAUCAACAUGCUCGAAUUCAAGCAGCCGCUCUUCAGUUACAACAAAGACAGAGAAAGCAGGAUGAGGAGAAAGGACUCGGAGUUCGACGUGGUAGAAAUGAUUUGGAUGCUGCUUCGUUGAAGACCAGCAGUGUUUUUACACUUCAACCAAUUCUCAAAACAGAGGCAUCUCCAGCAAUGAAAUGGGCCAACAAAUACGACAAAGAUGCGAUUCGAGAAGCCUAUCUCGGCAGUAACUUCACGGGAACGGGACGAGGUCUUGGAGAAGCUACCAUGCAGACAAAUGGGAAUUUAUAUGACCGUCAGGCGGCUCUAUCGCCAGGUAUUAACAGAGACAGAGAUCUACCAGCUACUCCAACUACUCCAAAUGUUCCUUCAUCGCCUUUACCUCCUCUACCCAUUGACGACGAUAAAGCCGAACUUGCGCGAGCUCCAAUUUCACCGAGUAAUAUUCAUCCACUCGAAAGAAAGCCGAUUCCAGUGCCUCCUUCUCCUUUGAAUCAAAAUAAGCCAAGUAUGGAUUUUCCCAGAGCUUCUAUGGAUUAUUCAGCAUCAAGCCCACAAGAUCAGGAUAAUCAUAAGAAAUUGAAGAAGAAAGAUCCUGCUACCGGCGGUGGAUUCAGAGGCAUGUUCGUUAGGAAGAAGCAAACGAAACCUGCACCACCAAAUGCUUCUGAAAUGGCAAUGAAUGGUAAAGGCGGACCCAAACAUGAAGGAAAGAGGAACAGUCUCACAAGACGUUUUUCCAGAAAAAAGAGUCCACUCGUGUCCCCCAGCAGUGAGAGAGGGGAUGAACUUGUUUCACCAGCUCCUCCAAUGUCAUCUGGUGACCGUACUCCUGUUACUCCAGCCACUCCUCAUCGUCCUUCUUACGAACAGUCCCUUGCUCAAGACGACAUAUCGAGAGUUGAUACUGAGGAUGCCCGAGAAGCUCAUCAAGAAUUCUCUAGAUUUGAUCAAGGACCUCUCGAAGAUUUUCCAGCAUUUGCUCCAACAGCCGAAUCAAGUACGCCAAGAGUAAGUGAAGAUUCUGAAUCACCACCAAGCCGAUACGAAGAAGUCGACGAACACCCUCAAGGAGAACCACUCACGCACCAAACCUCUCCUCAAGAAAAAUGGGCACAAAUUCGUAAGAACGCCGCCGAACAAUCAGCCGCACAUAAUAGACCAAGCGAGGAACAAUCUAGAGGUGGAUAUAGUCAACGGACUGAUAAUGAUGAUGGAGAAACUUCAGGGGAAGAGAGUGAGUAUUUACCUCCUUCUACAUCUUAUUCAUGGGGAGACAUACUAAUGGAUCCAGCAAUUGAAUCUCGCGUUGCACGUAUUAAGGCUCGCGUAGCUGAGCUUACGGGUAAUAUGGAUAAUCAUAACUCACCUGCUCCUCCUAUUCGAAGAAAAGCUCUAUAA